Molecule: messenger RNA, 4092 nt
Organism: Tuber aestivum (summer truffle)
Lineage: Eukaryota; Fungi; Ascomycota; Pezizomycetes; Pezizales; Tuberaceae
Source: the annotation of a GenBank genome assembly
GGGCCAAACGCGCCCUCAGCUCCACACCAAUAAUCACCAUGACCGCCAGGGUUUCCUACUUCGAAUGUGGCUCCCAGCGAUCGCUUCCACUCAUUUCGACUACACUGAGGUCUCACCUCGUGGAUCUCACCGCCUCACAUACACUCACGCAGGUGUAUAGCAACAGCCACUCCUCCAGCACCGAUAUCGCUGAAGCUAGGUAUACAUUCCCUCUCUACGAAUCCUCCGCCGUCACGGAUUUCCAGGCUUUGGUUGGGGAGAGGACGAUCAAGGGAGUGGUGAAGGAGAAGGCCGAGGCGAAAGCGAUCUACGAAGCCGCCAAAUCUGCCGGAAAGGUCACCGCUUUGUUCUCACAGGAUACCUGUGAGGUAUUCACCACCAGCCUCGGAAACAUUCCGGCCCGCAGUUUGGUGGUGGUGGUGAUCAAGUACGUGCACGAAUUGAAGCAGGACAUCGAUGUCGAUGGGCUCAAGCUCGUCGUUCCCACCGUCAUCGCUCCAAAGUACGGGGAGCACCCCAUCGCCAAGGACUUGGGUUUCGGCAAUCGCUGGCGGGCUUGUUGGGGCCUCUUCUCGCGGGAGAUUCGGGAUAUCGGUGACGCGGAGAAUGUGGGGCUCUGCCUCUCUGUCACCGCCACUAUGAGUGGGGCCAUCCGGGGUAUCUCUUCCCCUAGCCACCCCAUCUCCAUAGGCCUUGGCUCCCAUUCCAGUACCGACGACGCGGACUACGAUCCCAAGAAGGCGCACGCAACGCUUGCUCUUGCUUUGCCGUCCCUGAUGGGGCUCGACAAGGAUUUUACCCUUCUCAUCAAUGCCAACAAUAUCGGCGACCCCAGAGCUUUUUUCGCUCCCCACCCGGCCAUUGCGGGUACGUCUACACUCAUGAUCACGAUGGUUCCGAAAUUCGUCCUUCCGCCGCAAGGUCAUGAAAUCGUAUUCGUUGUUGACCGGUCAGGGUCGAUGCUUGAUAAAAUUGCUACUGUCCGAUCCGCUCUCCAUCUCUUCCUGGCCUCGUUGCCGGCAGGCUCGUACUUUAAUAUAUGCUCUUUCGGAUCAAACCAUUCAUCCCUCUGGCCGCGGUCGCGGAAAUAUUCGGAAGAGUCCCUGAGCGUGGCGAAGGCGCAUGUCAUGAGGCUUGAUUCCGACAUGGGUGGAACGGAAAUUCUUGCUCCAGUGACUGACACCAUGAGCAGGCGGCGACCGGAUAUGAGGACCGAGAUCCUUAUCCUGACCGACGGAGAGGUUUGGAAUACGGAAAGCAUGUUUCAAUUUAUCAAGAAAUCUUCCGAGGAUGGGAAUGUUCGCUUCUUCUCACUCGGUGUCGGGGACACGGUUUCGCACGGUCUUGUGGAAGGGAUAUCUCGGGCUGGAAGGGGAUAUUCCCAGAUUGUCAGCACCACCAGCAAUCUCCAGAAGAAGGUCAUGCGCAUGUUGAAGGCAGCACUAACACCUCAUGUCAACGACUGGGGCGUGGACUGGGCGGGAAAGCCCGAAGCGCAACGCGCGACUCUGGCCACUCCCGCUCCCGGCACCGUUGCACCCAUUUCCCUCUUCGACCCAAACUGCGAUCCGGACAGCACCCCCAGCGCUCCGUCUAGUGGCACACCCACUCUUACUCUACCAAAGGUCGUUCAAGCGCCCACAAUGGUCCCCGCGUUGUUUCCAUACUCCCGGGCAACCGUUUACUUUUUGAUAUCCAACGGCCACAGACCGGAAAAGGUGUUCCUCAAGGGUUCCGCCCACGACACCAACUCAAAUACCAUCUGCCCACUGCAAAUCGAAAUCCCCGUGCAUGCCAUCACAUCCGUAGGGGCAUCACUCGGUCUAUAUCAGCUAGCCGGACGCAAACUCCUCCAAGACCUCGAAGAAGGGCGACUUUCGUAUCUCGAGGGCAUCUACGACGAGACAAAAGAGCCAACAAAGCGCGCCGAACUGAUCGCAAAAGAAGGGACAAGGGUUGGCCUGGAAUUCGGGCUAGCCAGCAAGUGGACUUCAUUCGUAGCGGUCGCAGAGGAUGAAUCUACUAGAGAAGUGCAUGCGAGCGAAGAUGUACUUGCGAAGGGAGAGCAAACCGCCAGCUUUGAAUCCGCGUCUCCCUCUUCCAUGGGGCCUGGGUUCUGGGCGUUUGCACAAUCUGCCUCCGUUUCCCCUAAAUCCGGGGCGAUGCAAUUUAUGAGCCCUCACGGGCAACAACAGGCGCAAGCACUAUCGAUCGGAGGGGGGGCGGAAGGCAGGACAACCCUAUCUGGUGGGCUGUUCGGAGGUCGGGUCAUGGGAGCGGGGACGGGAGGUGCUCUCUUUGGCGCAGCACCACGGCCAAGCACCAGGCCAACGGUGUGCUACGAGAAAAUGAAUUUGUUCAAUCCGAGCGCACAGGACACCGAGCGAGUCCAGCUAGCCAUGAAAGCCCCAAUACCCCUCCCAUCAUCCUCUGACUCCGAUGGCUCUCCAUAUCUAGCCUUCGGCUCAUCACCGGGGUACAGCCCCUCCUCCCCUCCCCCUCCCGCGCAACAAUUCCAGCAGGUGGGAUCGCAGCUGAAUCCAAAAGGACCCCACGAACUGGUCUCCCAAAUUGCCACCCUCCAGCAAUUCAGCGGGAUGUUCAAAUCAGCCGACAGGAUAUUCGCAUGGCUAGGCUUGCAAAACUGCGGGUUGGAAAUGGCGCACGCUGAUGUGGACUUUGUCGCGACGGUGGCGGUCAUCCUUGCGCUGGAGAGCAGGUUCCCGCAGCUAGUGGAAGAGUGGGAGCUCAUGGUUUCGAAGGCUAAGGAGGCGGUUGGGCGGCUUUACUCCCAGGGGGAUAGGGAGGUUGUGGCUUCGGUUGUCCGGGUGGCCUUGGGACUGUGAACACCUGUUUCUCUUAUUUUCUCGGUGGGUUGGACAGAGCGAGGGCGAGAGUUGGAGGUAAUGCAGUCAUAAUUCGCGAUUUUUCUGUUCCCUAUCCUCUCUGUUUUUCUUUUCUAGUGUGUUUUUCCUUUCUACUGGGUGGUUAACCGAAUCAGGGGAGAGGCCAAUGAAUUAACGCCAAUUUCUGUUAUUCCCCCCUCAGUCCUUUGCCGGAAUUUUCGCACGUGACCUAUUUCAUACCACCUUAAUACAUAUCACCAUGAGUGAUCCCUGGUGACCUCACACAUCUAUCGCACCUUCAUUUAUGAGCCUCCGGUUUCCCAGGCCCAGAAAUCUCAACUCAAUUCCCUCUUACUUCUCUCGUCCCUCGUGAUAUCAUAUCGUACCUUUCAACACUCACGGACCCCCCCGUGUCCCUCCACAUACAUGACAAGAUGAAAAGCGUGACGAAACGCAUUUAGGACGUGAGUGAAAGAGUAAAAGCCAAAAAUGGAGACAAUAGUGCGCAACCACGAUACCCUAGCUCACGUGGAUCCUCCAGGGCCUUCGUGGAUCGCUCGGUCUAUUUCUUGGGCCUCGCGGUUUUUUCUUUCGGCAAUCGAGAUCGUCCGUAACCAGGCACCCAGUAAAACGUCAUACGGCAGCAAGAAAUAAGAGGGUGAAGAUGAUGGAAUUUUGUACUGGAUACAAGGUGUACUUACUGUACCAUCGAUCCGCAACUGAAAUGGGUUUCUAGGAGAGGAAGGACGCACCUCGAGAUAUCGCCAAGUAAAUUUGGGGUACUGGUCCCAUGCUGGUGAACUCAACCUUCUUCCCUACCUGGACGAGUAGCAAGUUCUGGCCGUUCCUGAUAACGACACUCAGCAUGACUUACUGGUUCACGUCCUCGAAGCACACUGAACAGAAAUUGAUCUCAAGAGGCUGGUUUUAAGGUCAAAUCCCGAACUACUGAAAAGCGUUUCCGUCGAGGUGGUCUUUCUUUUUUUUUCCUUCUUCCCCAGCCCAAGAAAUAGCAAGAAAGGGGGGGGGGGGGGUCGAAGUAAAAGGAGAGAUGGGGUAGAGAGAGAAGGAGAGAGGAGAGGACAGACGAUGAAAUUGGAGCCAUGUCCUAAAUUUUCCUAUAUCAUAUCAUACUUUUAUCAAAGAACCCACCUCCGCAGGCUACCGGACUGCGUUUUCAUAUGGCAAUCUUACCCCUUUGAUACGUCCCCAGAAACAGAUAGAAGGCGAGUGGAAGGAUGAUACG